Messenger RNA from Drosophila navojoa, 1579 nucleotides. Its product is annotated as carnosine N-methyltransferase unmet. Gene Ontology annotation, cellular component: nucleus; cytosol. The record is from RefSeq and is a predicted model, not a curated record. Gene Ontology annotation, biological process: carnosine metabolic process. Gene Ontology annotation, molecular function: carnosine N-methyltransferase activity. Lineage: Eukaryota; Metazoa; Arthropoda; Insecta; Diptera; Drosophilidae.
GCCUGUACAUAAAGUCGAUAAGUUGCCUUAAGUACUUAUUGGCAUUUAAGCGCUCAUAAAUUUGUUCAUUUACCAUAUUUAUUGCGGCCAUGAGCGACAUGGUGCCAUCGCUGCCAUUUCCCAUGCAUCCCAAAAUGCAUGAGGAUCAGACACUGGCAUUUACCGCCAAAGAGGACGAGGAGGAACGGCGCCACAUACAGAAAGUGCAGAAUGCCUUUCAGUACUACAGACGUUACGCCUACAUAAGGGUUAACAAAACGGAAGCUUACCUGAACAGCUUGUCCGCUGAAGAUCAGCGCCUGCUCAGCAAAUAUCGUUCGCAUUUGGACAACGUGCGGAGCUGCAUCGACUGCAAUCAAUCUGUGAUCUGUGAGAUCUUGCGCGAUCGCGUUCUCUAUCCCACAAGCGAUGGCGACACGGACAUAGAGCUGGAUGAGGCGCCCGACCAUGUGCGACAUGGUGACAUGGAUCAAACUAAUUUUCUUGUUGAUGGUCAUGAUGAUGAUGUUGUUGUUGCUGAUGAUGUUGAUGUUGAACCUCUAAAAAUUUUAAAGGCCCAAUCCACAUUGAAGCUGAUCGCACGUGACUGGAGCGCCGAAUGUGCCAUAGAACGUGAGCAAUCCUACAAGCCGAUCAUCGACAGCAUCGAGGAGUAUUACAAGCCAUCCGAUUAUAAACUGAAUGAGAUUAAGAUCCUGGUGCCUGGCGCUGGCCUGGGCAGGCUCACCUAUGAGCUGGCCUGCCGUGGCUACGCCUGCGAGGGCAACGAGUUCUCCUACUUCAUGCUGAUCGCAUCCAAUUUCGUGCUCAAUCUGUGCGACUACGAGAACAAGCACGUGCUCUAUCCCUGGGUGCAUCAGUACGUGAACAAUAUGCGACGCGCCGAUCAGGUGGCCUCUGUGCGCUUCCCCGACGUGUGCCCGGUCAGGAAUCCUCCCAAGGGCAAUAUUGAGAUGGCAGCCGGAGAUUUUCUGGAGGUCUAUAAAUCGCCGAAUGCAUACAAUUGUGUGGCAACAUGUUUCUUUAUCGAUUGUGCCAACAAUGUUAUCGAUUUUGUACGCACAAUUUACAAGAUUCUAGUGCCUGGCGGCAUUUGGGUGAAUCUGGGACCGCUGCUCUACCACUACAGCGACAUCAAUGGCCAGAACAGCAUUGAGCCAACGUACGAGGAUCUGAUCAUCAUUAUGGAGAGCAUCGGAUUUGACAUAUUGAGCUCGCGCAGUGGUAUACGCACCAAAUACGCACAGAAUCCGCAGUCGAUGAAGCAAAGCGAAUAUCAGAGCUUGUUCUGGGUCUGUCGCAAGCCGCCCAAAGACUACAUGAAAGCACAGCAAACGUCGGAGGCGAGGGAGCGCGACAACAAGGAGCCCCCGGAUCUGAUUGUCAACCAAAGCAGCGACCACGAUGUCGAUCUAGAGACUGAGGUGCAACCAAAGCAAACGUGAUAUCACACACACAGACACAUCUGACGAAACAUCAACAGCCACGCCCACCGCGCCUACAAAUAUAUAUAUAUAUAUAUAUAUAUAUAUAUAUAGUAUAUAACGAGAAAACUACACAAAAGUAGCACAAAUAAUAA